AUGGGGGGGGGGGGGGGGGGGGGGGGGGGGGGGGUGAUUAGUGGAUAUGAUGAUGUGGGGUGUAAGAGGGGGUGUGGGUGGGUGGUUUGGGGGUUGGGGGGGUGGGGGUUUUGGGGGGGUUUGUUGGGGGGGGUUUGGGGGGGGUGGGGUGGUUGUGUUUGGGUGGUGGUGGUGUUGGGGGUUGUUUGGGGGGGUGGGUGGGUUUGGUGGUGGGGUUUUUUGUGUUGUUGGUUAUUGGGUGGGUUUUUGUUUGUGUUGGUGGUGGUUUGGUGGGGGUUGGGAGGGUGGGGGGUUUGGGUUAUGGGGUUUGUUGGUGUUUUUGUUUUUUUUUUGUGUGUGUGUGUUGGGUGGUUGUUUGUGUGGGUUGUGGUUUUAGGUGGUUUUUUUUUGGUGGUGGUUGGGGUGUGUGUUGUGGUGUUUGGUGGGUGGGUGUAG
Molecule: messenger RNA, 435 nt
Organism: Knipowitschia caucasica
Lineage: Eukaryota; Metazoa; Chordata; Actinopteri; Gobiiformes; Gobiidae
Source: the annotation of a GenBank genome assembly